AAAAAAAAAAAAAUCAAACCGACGAAAUGGAGAUAUCGAUCUCCUAUACCGACCGUACGGACAGCAGCUCGAUUGCACGAUUGCGGUUUGAGGAGAUUGCGUUUUGGAAAAGGGAACCCGAUCGCUCGAUUGAUUGCUACUCCGGCAAACUCCGACCUCACUCCGAUUCGGUCCUCCGUCGUCUUCCGGCGCUGUUUAAGGGUCGAAGAGGCUACAAUGAGCCACAACGUCAUCAUACACUUCAGAUGUGAAGGUCGCAUGUAUUGUUUAGUGUUGAAGCAUGCUGUGGAGGAGAUAGAUCUUUCAAUGGUAGAAGCACGCAUAUGCAAAAAGGUGGGGCUUGAUGAAUGUAAUGUGAAGUUGAAAUUGAGUUACAUUCCACUGCUGGUUGGGAGUGACGAGAAAUUCGUCAUUUGUGAUGAGGAGGAUCUUUGUGGUUAUCUUUUGUCCCUUGAUAAAAACAACCGUAGGUGCAUUUUGUUGGUGGAGGUCAUCGAAAGGUUAGAACUCUCAGAGCAACUUUCAAGAGCGGGCAAACCAAGUUCAAAACGAAGUUCAAAAGCGGGGAAACAAAAUUCUGUAGGUAUGAACUAUGAGGUGUGCCAUUCGAAUGAUGAUGAAAUCGGAGAUAAAGCCAUAACUCGAUAUGGUGGCGACAAUCAAGUUAAUAAACAAUAUGAGUAGAGGAUUGUGGCGAUUGAAGAUGGAACCUCAUGUUUUAUUGAAAAGUUUUACUUUGUUUUAUUUGACUUUAC
Raphanus sativus (radish) is the source of this 755-nucleotide messenger RNA. RefSeq lists its product as uncharacterized. NCBI's taxonomy places the organism in Eukaryota, Viridiplantae, Streptophyta, Magnoliopsida, Brassicales, Brassicaceae. Bases 217 to 684 code for a protein of 155 amino acids. The transcript is spliced from 2 exons. The record is from RefSeq and is a predicted model, not a curated record.